AUGGACCUUCUCCGAGACAUCGAACAGGCCUAUGCGGGCUUUGCACCAAGACACCAGCACCAUGACGACCUCGCUGGCGGUGUCAUUGUCUACACGAUGAACAAUCUGGGGGGGGCCUGUAUAUUCUUCACGUCGGCGUAUUACAACACGCCCGACAGCAUGGCACGGCCAGAUCGUGCCCAACUCUUCAGCACGUACUCGUCGCUACUCCACCAACUACGCAGGGGGCUCCCUAGGCGCUUUCAUUCAACGCUGGACGCUCUCAUCCCUCAAGUCCCGAUCCUCUUUGAUGAGAGCUGGCCGCUUGUGCCUCACCAUGUUGACCUCCUCGAGAACAACAUCCAUGUGGACAAAAUUACGGGCAGGAUGCUGGGCAUCUGCGACUGGAGAGGCGCCGAGGUUGGUCCGUUUGGGAUAUCAUUGGGGGGCCUCGAGACCAUGCUGGGGGUCCGAACCACGUCUGGGGACUUUUGGCGUUACCACCCCAAUUUCGAGGAGCUCGAACACCUUUUCUGGGACAGACUGUUCUACUAUCUGGGGGGUGAGAGAGGUGUGUCUGACGUGGACAAGGAGCGCAUCAGGGUUGCAAGACUAGUUGGCCUCUUCUUGGCCAAUGGCUUUCAGAAUGGCGUGGCGGCCACAGAGGAGAGCGAGGACUUGCGCUUUCUCGGUGCCGUCGUUCUCAGAUGA
This is a messenger RNA of Sporothrix brasiliensis 5110, 690 nucleotides long. RefSeq lists its product as uncharacterized. The record is from RefSeq and is a predicted model, not a curated record. Bases 1 to 690 code for a protein of 229 amino acids. Lineage: Eukaryota; Fungi; Ascomycota; Sordariomycetes; Ophiostomatales; Ophiostomataceae. The transcript is spliced from 2 exons.